UGUGACCUUUCAACCGCCCGGGGUCAGAGGUUGCGAGCAAAAUGGCGGCGGCUGCUGAGGGGGAGAGCGUUGGCGGCGCCCGGCGGGCGCGCUGCUGAGGGGAGCCUGCGCCGUGCCGGUGGGCCGCCCCUGCCCUCCAUGCCGGCCGGCCCCAGCCGACUGCCCCGGAGGAGAACCAGCCGCGGGAGCCCCGAGCAGUGCCCGCGCCCGCAGCGACCAUAAGGCCCGGGCCGCGGGGGGUUCUGCGGUGCCGCCUGCGCUCCCCUUCCAGGCCCACUCGCCCCCCGGCACCGCCUGUCAGCCGAGGCUGUCCCUGAAGCGGGGACCCCUCGGCCGUGCCCGCCCGGCCGCGGCCUUCCCGAGUCGGUAGCUCCCACCUGCGCUGCCCGUUGAGACGGUUGAUUUACGCAGCUUCUGCGGAAGGGGAGCAGGCAGCGCCUCCGAACUGGUAUCGUACCCUCAGUGGAGAGAGGGGUUGCGUGCUGCGGUCGUAAAAGGUUAUGUAGAAAGACUGAAUGUUAUUUGUCUUAUAACUAUGGUGCUUACUUGAGCCGAAGAUGCCUGGCUGUUGGGAGUCACAGACCCACUGGGGAGAUGAGUGAUCAAAUACAACCUGACACAGGGAAAACUCGAAGAACCCAUCGAGUGAGGAUGCUGUUGAUGCCAGUCUGACAGUCAGCAGUGUGUGACUAGUGCGGCUGUUCAGGAUGAAUAGGAAGAAAGGAGACAAAGGAUUUGAGAGCCCAAGACCGUAUAAAUUAACUCACCAAGUAGUUUGUAUCAACAACAUAAAUUUUCAGAGAAAGUCUGUUGUAGGUUAUGUGGAACUGACAAUAUUUCCCACAGUUGCAAACCUGAAUAGAAUCAAACUGAACAGUAAACAGUGCCGGAUUUACAGAGUAAGAGUCAAUGAUUUAGAAGCAGCUUUCAUCUAUAACGAUCCAACGCUGGAGGUUUGUCACCAUGAGUCAAAGCAGAGGAAUCUCAACUAUUUUUCCAAUGCCUACGCUGCCGCAGUCAGUGCUGUGGACCCAGAUGCUGGAAAUGGAGAACUCUGCAUUAAGGUUCCCUCGGAGCUGUGGAAACAUGUUGAUGAGUUAAAAGUCCUGAAGGUGCAUAUAAACUUUUCUCUGGACCAGCCAAAAGGAGGCCUUCAUUUUGUGGUACCCAACAUGGAGGGCAGCAUGGCAGAAAGAGGGGCUCAUGUCUUUUCAUGUGGUUAUCAAAAUUCUACAAGGUUUUGGUUUCCUUGUGUUGAUUCAUAUUCUGAGUUGUGUACCUGGAAACUUGAAUAUACUGUAGAUGCUGCAAUGGUGGCUGUUUCAAACGGAGAUUUGGUGGAAACUGUAUAUACCCACGAUAUGAGAAAGAAGACUUUUCAUUACAUGCUGCCUAUUCCAACUGCAGCUUCUAACAUCUCCUUGGCAAUAGGACCUUUUGAAAUCCUUGUUGAUCCAUACAUGCAUGAGGUGACUCACUUUUGCUUACCACAACUUCUCCCAUUGCUCAAACAUACCACGUCAUACCUUCAUGAGGUGUUUGAAUUUUAUGAGGAGAUUCUUACCUGCCGCUAUCCAUACUCCUGUUUCAAGACUGUUUUUGUAGAUGAAGCUUAUGUUGAAGUAGCUGCUUAUGCAUCCAUGAGUAUUUUCAGCACAAAUCUCUUACACAGCGCAAUGAUUAUAGAUGAAACUCCACUGACAAGGAGGUGCUUAGCACAGGCCCUGGCCCAGCAGUUCUUUGGAUGUUUUAUAUCCAGAAUGUCCUGGAAAAUUUUGGUAAUUGUCGGUGCAGAUGUAAUCUUGGUUGCUAAGGUAGAUUUUAAGUUUCGUUCCAUAAAAUACAAAACGGGGAGCUGGUUUUCUUAUUUUAUUUUCUUUUUCAGCCCUGCAUCGCAUUUACAUUUUUCUAUCAAACACCCUCACACACUGUCCUGGGAAUAUUACACUAUGUUCCAGUGUAAAGCUCAUCUUGUUAUGAGACUGAUUGAGAACAGGAUUAGCAUGGAGUUCAUGUUACAGGUUUUCAACAAGUUGUUGAGUCUGGCCAGCACUGCUUCAUCUCAGAAGUUCCAGUCACAUAUGUGGAGUCAGAUGUUGGUUUCCACAUCUGGGUUUUUGAAAUCUAUCUCAAAUGUCUCUGGCAAAGACAUCCAACCUUUAAUAAAGCAGUGGGUUGACCAGAGUGGAGUGGUAAAAUUUUAUGGUAGCUUUGCAUUUAAUAGAAAACGGAAUGUAUUGGAAUUGGAAAUAAAACAAGACUACACGUCUCCUGGGACUCAGAAAUACGUGGGUCCUCUUAAAGUGACAGUGCAAGAACUUGAUGGAUCAUUCAACCACACAUUGCAGAUUGAAGAAAACAGUCUUAAACAUGAUAUACCUUGCCAUUCUAAAAGCAGAAGAAAUAAGAAGAAGAAGAUUCCAUUGAUGAACGGAGAAGAGGUGGACAUGGACCUUUCUGCUAUGGAUGCUGAUUCCCCUUUGCUCUGGAUAAGAAUAGACCCUGAUAUGUCAGUACUGAGGAAGGUAGAAUUUGAACAAUCUGAUUUCAUGUGGCAGUAUCAGCUUCGAUAUGAGAGAGAUGUGGUUGCACAAGAAGAAGCCAUUCUAGCAUUGGAAAAGUUCCCUACUCCAGCAUCACGACUUGCACUGACUGAUAUACUAGAACAGGAGCAAUGUUUCUACCGAGUGAGAAUGCUGGCCUGCUUCUGCCUUGCAAAGAUUGCAAAUUCCAUGGUAAGUACGUGGACAGGACCACCAGCCAUGAAGUCACUCUUUACCCGAAUGUUUUGUUGUAAGACUUGUCCAAAUAUUGUGAAGACCAACAACUUCAUGAACUUUCAAAGCUACUUUCUGCAAAAGACUAUGCCUGUUGCCAUGGCCCUUCUGAGGGAUGUUCACAACCUCUGUCCUAAGGAGGUUUUAAUGUUUAUUUUGGAUUUGAUCAAGUAUAACGAUAACAGGAAGAAUAAGUUUUCAGACAACUACUAUCGUGCUGAGCUGAUUGAUGCCCUAGCCAACUCUGUAACUCCUGCAGUCAGUGUGAACAAUGAAGUUCGAACAUUGGAUAACUUAAAUCCUGAUGUUCGGCUUAUUCUUGAGGAAAUUACCCGUUUCCUAAAUAUGGAGAAGCUUCUUCCCAGUUACAGGCACACCAUUACAGUCAGCUGUUUAAAAGCUAUUCGGGUGCUGCAGAAGAAUGGUCAUGUCCCAAGUGAUCCUGCUCUCUUCAAGUCAUAUGCAGAAUAUGGGCACUUCAUAGAUGUCCGAAUAGCAGCAUUGGAGGCUGUUGUUGAUUACACAAAAGUUGAUAGGAGCUAUGAAGAACUACAGUGGCUGCUUACUAUGGUUCAGAAUGAUCCUGUACCCUACAUAAGGCAUAAGAUUCUGGAUAUGCUCACUAAGAAUCCACCUUUUACGAAGAACAUGGAGUCCCCUUUAUGUAAUGAAGCUUUGGUAGAUCAGCUUUGGAAACUGAUGAAUUCAGGAACUUCACAUGACUGGAGAUUACGAUGUGGUGCUGUGGACCUCUAUUUCACACUUUUUGGCCUCAGCAGACCUUCUUGUUUACCAUUACCAGAGCUUGGACUUGUUCUUAAUCUGAAAGAAAAGAAGGCUGUACUUAAUCCAACGAUUAUCCCCGAAUCAGUUGCAAAUAAUCAGGAACCUGUGAAUAGUACUAACAAUCACGGACAGUCAGUAGGAUUUCAGAACACCGAGGAUGAUCAUCUUAUUAAGGAAACAGCAUCCAGCAUUUCUGGUCAUCAGCAGGGGGUGAAGAGGAAGGCUGAUAUGCCACUCGGGUCUCCAUUGGAGCCAGGGCAAAUACUAGAGAAGAAUGAAGACAGUAAAGUCAAACUCAAAAUCAGAUUCUCAAACUCUCAAGAAGAGGAGGAAAUUGAUAUGGACACGGUUCAUGACAGUCAAGCCUUUAUUUACCAUCAUUUGAAUAUGUUGGAGAGGCCAUCCACACCAGGUAAAGAACAGUCUUCGGGAGAGAUGAACAUGCACCCGGUCUCAGCAGCGCCGAUGUCUGUGUUUAGCAAAGAAUCAAACUCCUCAAAACAUAGUGAUCACCAUCACCAUCACCACCAUGAGCACAAGAAAAAGAAGAAGAAACACAAGCAUAAGCACAAGCAUAAACAUAAACAUGAUAAUAAAGAAAAGGAAAAGGAUCCCUUUGCUUUCUCUAACAGUCCAGCCAGUGCACGAUCAAUCCGUUCCCCGUCACUUUCAGACUGAUGUCGGUGGCUUCUCUGGAGUUGAACUUGCAAUAUUCCCUGAAUACUUAGAAGGAUGUAUAUAACUAAAGCUUCUAUCUUUUUUUAUGGAAAUAAGAAUAUGUGAAUUGCCUUAGCAAUUCAGAAGCUCUGCCACCAUCCUUGUUUGAAGCCUUCUAUUUGCAUAUGCGGUUGUUGAAAUAAUCUGAUUCAAAAAAUAUGUUUUAUGAUUCUGAGUCAUUUUGUAUUUCACUCUUCUCCACACCCCUCACACUUUUUUCCAUUUUAAACAAAGAAAACAGCCCUUUAUGUGAGGGCCCCGUGUCCACUGGCAACCCCCUGCACAUCGUGCUGACCAUGUGUACUGCCAGAAUCAAUUAUGUUUUAAUCCUUUGAAGAAUGUUAUGAGGCAGGGUAUGUUUUAAGCAGAAGCCAAUUGCCAGACCUUUGGUGAAGUGCUGUUUCCAGCGUAGUAUUGUAUAACCAAGCGUAGACCUCCUGAGAAGACAGGGAUUUUCUGUAGUCUACAGUUGAGCUGUUUCUUGCUUUAACCAUUGCAAUGUAAUGUCAGAAUUUUAAGAACAGUAUACGGAACAUUUGCCUUUUUCAGGUACUAAAACUCUUCAAAAAUUCCAAGCUGCUUUUAAGCUGCAGGUAUUUAUUAUGAACAUGACCCUUCGAAUAUAAUGACAUUCUGCAAUUAUGUUUUUGGAAUUUUAGCAAAAUGCUUAAUGCAUGUUUUGUCCUGUAAUCAGGCUUUUAAAAAUCCAAUAAAGUUUGCAAAUUAUUUUGACAGAGGCAGAUUUUUUUCUUCAAGCUUGACAUUGGAAUAUAAUUCUGAAAGAUGGCUUUGCUAAAAGUAAAAAAAAUAUUUUUGAAAAGCUUAAAAAUUAAAAGAUUGAAAAAAUAUAUAUUUCCUCCUGCUGAGGGGUGGUUUUUUCAGAAGCGUUCUAUACGAUCAGCUCAUGAAUCCACAGGAGAAAUACAUUAGUAGAUUAACCUAGGUCUGGGACUUUGAAUGACGGAUACAUUUAAAUUUCUUCAGCUGUGUUUUAUGCAGUGUACUCUUUACAUCCAGCAUUUUUUUUUAUUUAAAAACUUAAGUUUUUAGAAGUUUUGAUAAUGGAGAGAAAUCAUCUCUGCCACUUUUUAUGUGUUUUCUUUAUUUGUGUGUAGAGGCAGGGGGUUUAUUUCCAUGCACUGGUUGACUUCUGUUGCCCAGAGUUCACUUCACGUUUAGCUUUCUAGAAGAUGGUAUUCGGGUUAAACGUUUUUUAAAUUUUUUUUUCCCAAAUUCCUGUGUGAGACUGAUUCUCCUUCUUAGGGUAAAGAGAGAAAGUUCAACAGGGACCCAAGAAGACUUUUUUAAGCCAUAUUCUAUUUCAUGAAAGUUAAUAAAUACUUUUAUAUUAUAUACCUGCUGUUGAAUCCUGUAGUUUUUGUAAUAACAAAUUAUCUGUAGAAUGGAAAGCUGAUAGACUGAGGUGUUUUGUAAUACGCAUAUACUUUGUUAUUCAAACGCCAUAUGCCUUUAUUACUGUUGUGCUACUAGUUGUGCUAAUCGUUGUACUCGGAACACGUGUUAAGGUGUAUUUGGGCUGGAUUCGGGCGUGCUGGACCUGGGCAGCGUCGCAGCCUCUCUCCUUGGGGGAUGUGGUGCCCAUCUGCUGCCACGCCAGCAGCUCUUCGCCCUAGGCGAAGCCCACCUUGGUGGGAUCUCUUUCCUCUCUGCAGUGACUGUGAGCUCUUACAGCUUAGAUGAGCUGAAGGUGCAGCAGGAAGAGGACACCCAAGCGUGGGUAGAAGGAGGAACUGAUGUGUGUUGGGUAGACCAGCCAUGUGUGCAGCUCAGUUUGCCACCUCUCUUGGGCCAGCGGACCGUGAAUCACAGGGAGAGGUGGGGAGGCUACAGCAAUAGCUCCGUGGAAAUAUUUCUAGGUGUUUUUCCCUUGGCUAAGGAGUGAAGUAAUGCUGCCAAAGGUGUUUGUGGGAGACCUGGGCUAGUAAGCAAUGAAAGCUGGCAUUGUUUGGGAGAGCGAAGGCAAAUGCGUUUAUGUUUUAAAAAUGAGGUCAUGGAUAAUUUAGGCUGGUGUAGUUUCUGCUUUUGGAGACGGGGAUUUACACUCUUAGGCUGAGGGGAAACAUAUUGUCUAGUGAUACGGGCACAGAACGGAAGCAGAGCUGUAACGUGGUAAUUCCACCAUCGUAUAUUUGGCUGUAUGACUUUUAAGUGAACUAUUGAAUAUAUGUAAAGGAAAUAAGUUGAAGACACCGUUAAGAGAAAAUUGGAGGGGAAAAAAAAAAAUCUGAAAAGACUUUUCCAGUGCAAUUUCUGAGGUUAUGUCAUGGUUCAGAAUAUCCCUUAAUGUGUUUGCUGGACUACAAAGUCAGUUUGAGGUCUGCAGGUGGUACGGCGUGGACAGGCAGCGCUCGCAGGCUGGCGGGUGUGCUCGCGAUUCGCAACAGCUGGGCAGAUUGCACAGGUGAUCCUAAAGCAACAAACUAAAAUUCAGUAGGAAUGAACGUGAAAUACUGAACUUGAGGGAAAAUUAAACGCGUGAAAGCAAGCCGUUCCCCCCCGACCUUGCAAGACACAGUGAGGAAAAAGAGCGUGGGGCUGCACAGAGGCGAGCAACGUGGGGCUAUGGCAAAAAGCAAAAUUCACCUAAGGGUUAGCAGGAAUUUUUUAUGUAAGAUAUGUAAGAUGUGAAAGCGCCAGGGAUUUUGGGCAACACAUUUUGAGAAAUGGCUGGGCAAAUUCCCCCAAAUGGAAACAACAGAUAACAUUGCAUGUAAGAAAAAAAGAAAAAAAAAAAAAAAACCAACAACAAGGGGAACUGCGUGUUCUCGGUCUAGAAUAAAAGAAGUCCGAAGAGGGAACUCUCCCUUCUAAUACCUAAAAGAUUGCUACGAGAAAUGUUUAUCGAUUGUUCUUGGUGUUUCCUGUGGGAAGGCAGGGAUCAGCUGUAUUUGCAAAAAAAGAUAGUCUUGUUCAAUGUUAAGAUGGAAAAUAUAACAGGCACCUAAUUGUGAUGUAAAAGCUCUUUUCUUGUAGAUUUUUGAGCAGCGGGUUGCAGAGGUCUGCAGGGGAUGUUUAGGGGAUGCUGUGCCCUGCCACAGCGCGGGGACCUCACUGCUUUAGUUCCUUUUCGUCAUUCCUUUGAUCUUCCAGGUUUGUCGGCGCAAUUACUGCGGUGGCUCCCGGGGUGUGACGGGCACUCGUGGGAGCCUUAGGAAACAGAGGUCCUCGCACCCAUUGCACCGUAGCUUGGGUUUUUCUUCUACUGAGAAAUCAAUUGAUGACUACUUACAAGUUAUAACCUGACAGCAGCUCAAGUUUAAACUUUAUCUGGGCGGUGGCUUAAGCUCUUUAUCCUCGCCACCUUCACAGCUCGCAGGCUGGCUGUAACCUGUGCAGUUGAUUUUGGUCCGAGUUCUGAGUUUCAGUUAAGACUUCUGGUGUAUAGCGCGCUGUCCUUGAAACUAAAGGAGAAAUAAUUGAUUUAGGUGGGAUAGUAACUAAAUGCUGGAAGAAGACGCGUUACACAUACAAAGCAGAAAUGCAUGUGUUGUUGAAAAUGUGCAAAGAGGUCAAAGUCUGGAGAUUUUAUUUUGACAUCUCAGUUCAUGAAUUCCUUUAUUUUGUUCAUUAUAAACACUAUAAUGCACACAAGUGUAGGGCAAAUAUCUAGUAUUAAAAGACCUAUAUGCAUUUUUAAUGCAGACUCUUCGUUUAUCUUGGGGUUCUUUUCUUUAUUUCUCAGCAUAAUUAUAGAAUAAAAUGUCCAUGAAGUAACUGCCGCAUCCCUUAGAUUUGUAGACAUGCUCACGUCUCUAAUUAGGAUGCGGCUUCUUUCCUUGGGUGUCCGAGUAAGCCUUUGCGCUUUGGUGGGUUGGCUGCCAGGCGCUGUGGGUCUGUCCUGGAGCUGUGGGGGAAGGACAGCAGGACGCGACUUCCCCGCGUGCUUGGGUGAGCUGGUGCUCUCCUCCCAGCCUGAACUGGGCCGUCCCGUAAAGCACUGCGGCGGGCGGUGGGGUUCGUAUCAGUGACAGCGAGGUACCCUCACACCGUCUGCCUCUUCAGGGUAUACAAGCUGUUCAGUGUUAGUUGAUUGCACAUUUCCAGGAAUCGGGUAAUUUGUGUGAAUUUUAAUAUAAGGAAUUUUUAGUCCUGUCAAUGUAUUUUGAGUUCCUUAAGACAGUUAAGUCACAGAAAAUUAGGAACCUGAUUUUUAAUGCAGCAGCAGUAUUGCAUAGAGGCCCUUAAAAUGCAC
Molecule: messenger RNA, 8493 nt
Organism: Chroicocephalus ridibundus (black-headed gull)
Lineage: Eukaryota; Metazoa; Chordata; Aves; Charadriiformes; Laridae
Gene: TAF2
Product: TATA-box binding protein associated factor 2
Exons: 25
Coding region: 708-4241 (1177 amino acids)
Biological process (GO): transcription initiation at RNA polymerase II promoter
Cellular component (GO): transcription factor TFIID complex
Molecular function (GO): RNA polymerase II general transcription initiation factor activity; transcription cis-regulatory region binding; chromatin binding
Source: RefSeq, a predicted model, not a curated record